Messenger RNA from Bemisia tabaci, 6507 nucleotides. RefSeq lists its product as uncharacterized. NCBI's taxonomy places the organism in Eukaryota, Metazoa, Arthropoda, Insecta, Hemiptera, Aleyrodidae. The record is from RefSeq and is a predicted model, not a curated record. Gene Ontology annotation, molecular function: cysteine-type endopeptidase inhibitor activity. Gene Ontology annotation, cellular component: nucleus. Gene Ontology annotation, biological process: negative regulation of apoptotic process.
AAACCUGAAAACCUCCUAACCUGAUUGUUUCUACUUUCUGGUUGGCUUUUGCUGCGUCCGUGCAAUUGUUGGCGAUCAUGCGUCAAAUUUAAAUAUUUCGAAAUUACUCAAUUAAUUCCGUUUCUGUUUACUUGAGAGAUCUGGAUGCAAUGUGGAUUUGUUAGUUUGGGAUGAUCCCAUGUUCAAAAUGAGCCAAGAAGUUGCCCAGAACAUUGCCACAUCAUCAGCAUUCAAUGUGUCAAACAUUUUUGAUGAUGUUGCGUUGGUCAGAGCUCAGCUGGAUUGUCUGGGGCUAUCCUACGAUCCUGACGAAAUUGCAAACAUGUUGAUAGAGCAAGAUGGUAGUGCUGAUAGAGUAGCUAUUGUCGUUAAUAAGAUCAUUGACUGCCUUCCAAAUUUGGGACCAGAGUUUGAAAAUAACUCUACCCAUGAAGGAGCUGAAUCAAGUUUAAACCAAGUUCAAGCUCCAGAUAAAAGUGAAGAAAAACAAAAAAGUGAAGAAAAUGUACCCGCGUCGGCAGUAAAAGAUACUGCCAGCCAAGAUUAUGAACCGUCACCUAGUAAACUUUUUAAGCCAGUCAAUCCCAAAAAAAAUCCGUUUUCGUAUGAUCUCCCUUCAGGAGGAAGUUCAGUUAGGCUGAAAAACUCCGCUGAUCUUUGCGGUACAUCCUCCAGCUCAAGUACCUCCGAGGAAUAUUUGAGUGCUCAAAGAUUGCUGCCCAAUGAAUCAGCAGAUGUGAGUAAAUUUACCUAUCUUGGUAAGACUACUGAGAGAACCUUGACACUAGACUCCACCUCCGGUCCAUCAGACUUAAGUGUUACAAAUCAAGAAGACGAAAAGCCUGGUUAUCAGGGUGCAGAAAUCACCUCUCAGAUUUUUGAGUCUGUCAGUAAUAGCCUUAAAACGCCAUUAAGUAUAUCAGUAUCAUCAGUAUCAAGAGCAAAUCAUCGAGACUCUACACCUGAACAACUCUCGAUAAUUUUAGAGUGUAUGAAUCGAGUUGAAAUAACAGAUAACGAUUUGAAUAUAAUAGAUAAUUUGAUUGGUUUUCUCAUGCGGGGAGAAUCUAAUAGCACUGCAGUCAAUUGUAAACCCUCCUGUGGAGCUGAUGUAAAUAAAAGAGCAUUAAGUGAUAACACCAAGACAAUUACAUUGCCGGAUUCUGAUUCGGCAAGCAAUAUUGGGACCACAGUCACUGAACCCACCGCAUGUCCUUCCCAAAACUUACCUGAGCCUUUGUGCCAAUACUUCGCAAAUCUCAUGGAAAUUUUUCCAGAUGCUGAUUCAACUUACUUGCAAGAUUUAUGCAAAGGAAGCAACAACGGGGAGAUCAUUCCAUUUGAAAAUGACAUAAUGCAACAACUCAUCGAUAUCGUAUUGGAUAAUCCUGACUAUCCACGAAAAGCACCAACAAAUAGUGGAGAAUCAGAAGUAAAUCCAUCCUUUGAUGAGAAGUAUCGCAACAUCAUUGCUAUUCUCCCAGAUAUAGAUCCUGAAUUUGCAAAGAGCAAAUGUGAACAGUUGUCGAAUGAAAGUUACAAUAAUUUUGUUAAUGAGCUUUUAAUCACUGAAGCAUACCCAACCAUAAAAGAUGCAAGAAUGAAAGAAACCUCCUCUAAAAUAAAGGCUUAUUUAGAUAAUCCUACGAUACCUGAUUUCUUAAAAUUGUUUCCAAACCCUGAAGAAUACUUUUUGAAUCAAAAGAUGAGCUCACAUCCUGAGCAUUCGUUAGCAUUCUUAAAAUAUCGUUAUAAUUUACUCAAAUCAGAUGAUAUUAUCAGAACUUAUCGAUUUGAGGGGUUCAAUCUCACUCGAACGUGUCGUAAAUUAGAUAGGCAUACUGGUCCAGUUUGUAAGAGAAGGAGAACUUUACCGGAUUGUAAGUGGCCUGCGAAGAACGAUGUAAAUUUCCUUCAGGAAAUUUUCUACAUCAUUCAUUGGCAAGAAAUAAAGCAGUACAUAGAGGAUAAGAACAGAGAACAAAAAUUGGCUCUAGAACAGCAGAAUUUUGCAGGAAGCCUAAGAAAAGAUGCUCCAAGAACCGUGCCAGAGAAAUCAGAUCUUGUUUUAGCAGCAUUUGGUCUUUUUCUCCGAUCACCUUUUGAGUGGUCCAGAGUUUUGCAACGUAGUAAAGACCACGCUGAGUUAAUCCUCAAACUUUUUACAGCUGCCAUGGAAGUAGGAAAAGGAGAUGACACCCAGAGCUCACCAUUGGCAAAUAACCUGCCAACAUUACCUUUUGAAGAGCUCAAAGACUUGCUUGCUUCUGCGCCUCUGACAACUGAUCAGGGUGUCUAUAUUCGACAGACAGCUCUUGAUCGAGGAGUAGUCCACUCUAUUCUCGCUUGUUUAGCCGCUCUUACGCACAAUUCAGAGUACAUUCGUCUACCAGACGUUGAUCUCCAGCCCUCAACCUCCUCAAAGCGACCAAAGAAUAAAGUCUUGCCGAAAGCACGCACUGAUCAGCAUGUUUCAUAUUGGGCAAAAGGCACCGGUUAUGGAUCAGGCUCCACAGCUCAAAGUUGGAACGUAAAACAAGCGCUAACAAGACAAAAGUGCGAAGAAAGUCAUAUUACUGUCCUGAUACAAAUUCUUUCCCACUUCAUAGACCCCAAAACUGCUGCACCUAUGUCUGGUCAGAAUGCAGAUGUUGAAGAGGUAGCAAAUUUUCCCGUUAACUUAUCAGCUGGGAAAAUAGCUCCAAAACUAUCACCUCUUUUUCACGAACUUCUUGAAAAAUCUUGCCUCAUUCAAGUACUCUCAUCUUACCUCAGGAAUGACUCUGUCUUAGAUAUGACACGUCAUAUUCCAAUCUAUAGGGCCAUUCUGUGUCUGUUAAGAGUUAUUGCUUCGAAUGAUCAGUACGUAGAUUUCUUAUUUCCACAGACACCAGAUCAAGAAUCCUCCAUCUCGAGUCUUCUCUCUAAGAUGAGAGAUUGCGUUGAUAUUUACUCAGUGAAUGUCGGAAGCAAAAUACCAACCACAACUGAAGAUGGAAAACACAUUGAUAGAGAUGAAGAAGCCUCUCUAAUUCAAGACAUUCAGCACACUGCAAUGCUCAUUGCAAUUCCAUCAGAAAGCAUGAAUCAAAAUGGGAAGUCAUCAUCAAGUAUUGAGAGACCCUUAAAAAAGACUGUAGAAGAACGUUAUCUAGAAUUCAUGAAAGCUUUACAGUUUGACGAAUAUGACAUGAUUGUGGAAAACUGUGAUACCAGUGGACUUCGGUUCUCUGUCUCACAUCGUUAUGAACAGAAUAUACGUGUACUUGGGGAUGCAAACCACCCUUCUCGUAUAAAACGUCUUGCCCAAGAAGUUGUGACGUUAAGAAAUUCUUUGCCCCUUAAUUAUAGCAGCUCUGUAUUUGUGCGGUGCGAUUCAAGUAGAUUAGAUGUCAUGAAAGUGUUAAUUACUGGUCCAGCAGAAACCCCCUACAUGAAUGGGUGCUUUGAAUUCGAUGUUUUUUUUCCUAGGGAUUAUCCAUCCUCUCCAUUGAACAUUAAUUUAGAGACAACAGGUCGACAAACUGUACGAUUUAAUCCUAAUUUAUAUAAUGAUGGAAAGGUAUGCCUUAGUGUUCUCAACACAUGGAAUGGUAGACCUGAAGAAAAGUGGAAUCCACAAACGUCCAACAUCCUCCAAGUGUUAGUAUCAAUCCAGUCUCUCAUUCUAGUGCCUGACCCAUAUUUUAACGAGCCAGGCUACGAAAACUCCCGAGGAACCUCCAACGGAACUCGAAGGUCAAACAGUUAUAAUGCGAACAUUCGUAAAGCUACGUUGAAGUGGGCCAUGGUAGAGCAACUGAAAAAACCUUCACCGUGUUUUAAAACUGUUAUUCAAUCCCAUUUUUACCUGAAGAGAGAUGAAAUUAGUUUACAAGUUGAAAAGUGGAUUACUGAGAUAGAAAGUGAUAAAUAUAUAAAAACCUCAACAGACACAGUCAGGUCUUUGAGGCAAUUGCUGACACAGCUGCAAACAGAAAUAUCUAAGCUCACUCCACCCCCUGGGCUGGAAGAAUCAAGUGAGGUUUUAAGUGAGAGUGUGGAAACUCCUGAAUCAACUAUCCAACCUCACCCAUCUACCUCUGCAAUAGCAGGGCCUUCAUCUCAAGUAGAACCAAUGGAAUGGAGUCACUCUUUCAUGUCUGAUUUUGUCACGGAUGAAGAGUUGGAUUCUGUCAUCUCGCGACUCUCCCAUUGAAAUUCCUGUUUUGUUGCCCUUUCUAACCUCAUCUAGUGUCAAUCUGCAAUACCUCUUCCAAGUUGUUCUCUUGUUUUGUAUUAAUUUAAUAUGUUUAAUUUAGUUUUAUUAAUCAUGUUUUCAUUUUGCAUAUUCUAUGUUUUCUUAUGUCUCAUGUUAUUUUCCUUGUUAUGUCAGUUACUUUUUGUGCGCACUUGUUUUUAUGAUCAUGGCAUAAUCAAAGAUGUUUCUCUGAACAUCUCUCAUUGUUGCCUAAGAAAAAUUCUGGUAUUGCAGCUCUCAUGUAGCAUCUACCUUCUUUCAUUUUGUGUUCUCUGAACUGCAAUAUGGCAAGAAAAACCUCAGGUACAUCAUUCAUCAUCUGUUUUGUAAUUUAAAUCUUUAUGUACUUUGAACUGAUAUUCUUUUUAUCAUACAUGUUUUUUGUGUAAAUGUUUCAAAUAUAUACAUAUGUUAGGUUCUUAGUUUUCUGUCACUCCAACAACUUUUGAAGGUCAUGCAGUUCUAUUAAAAAAUAAAAUCAAGUCGAGGAUUCUCAAUUUUAAAUAAUUCAUAUCCUCUAUCUCAAAUAUCUCAACUAUUAAUUGAACUUUCCACUGAUUUGCAUGCAGUACUCACUCCUAAUUUUUAUUCAAUCUAAAUCUUUUGCUUAGUCAUUAUUAUCGCGUUUUUACUUUCUUUCAUUUCCAAGUGAUGUAAGUUACCUAGUUUUGUACUUGCUUUUAUCAAUACUUAAGGAAUUCCUUAUUUUUUCUGGAAGAUCCUAUUUUUUAUCAUGGUAGUAACCCGUCGUUUAUUUUCUGUCAGCAACUUUCUAUUCAUACUGUUGUCAAAAACUUUCGAAAGUGCCCAAGGAUAGCUUUGCAUGCAGCAGAGGAGAGAUCCUGUCUUCAAUUUAACAGAUAUUGUGACUUGAUUUCAGUCUUGUCUCAUCAGAAUUUUCCUCUGAUGACUCGGUAAUCUUAAUUUUAAUGACCAGCUUGUAAGUUUUUUGUUUUCAAGUGUUCGAGUUGACUUUUAUUUUCCUUUCUUAAUGAAGGAACCGUUCGUUUAAUCAGUCAUGCAAGAGACUCAUUUAAUUUGUUUUUCUGUAUCUUGAUCUUCAAAUAAAGUGCCUUUUUUAGUUGGUGCCUAGUAAACCUAAAUAAUAUUUCCUCAAUACUAAAAAAUGUCAACAAGUUUCAAAUCGAUGACUAUGGUUGAAAAUUACGAACCUCCAUUUAAAUGCCAAAAAAUCUUUGAUAAUGUUUCAUUCGUUUAAAAAGCAAAGUAACGAAAAUAUCACCUUGAAGUUUCCCGUGAAUAUAUUACAACAAGGGAACAAAUUUCAAAGAAAAGUUUAAAAAAAGUGUCAAGUUUUCUUUUCGACCAGUAAAGCAUGAGGGGAGACUUUAAACCGGAGGUAUCAUUUUUCGACUUGUGUCAUUAAAAUGGUGCGCAUUAGUUUAGAUAUUUACGAAGAUGAGGGCUCAAAUAUGUAUAGAGGUUUGGAAGUGAACCCUCAGAGUUGGUGUUUUUUCAAAUCGUUAAGAGAAUACUUUGCCAAAUUUUUAUAGUAACCAUCUUUUCACCUGGUUUACCAAAUAAAUCUUGUAUUUUGGUAUUUUCUUCAUCGGCCUAAACUCAAGUUCUGCUGGGUGUCCAGAGAUUUCAUAUAGUAGAUAUUCACCUCUGAAUAUUGGCCAAAAUUAGAUCACGCAACCUCUGCAUGAAAUGAAUAUGAAUAAAAAGAUAGAUGGAAAGGCAAGCAAAAUUUAUACUUGGAAGAUAUAAACAUUAGCAAGCCACUGCGAGUAUAAUGUGUCCAGUAAACGGAAAAAUAUGCGACACAUGGGUCAGAAUUGUUUCUUUAAAGUGUGCAGAGAGGUGAGUUAUCAAGAAGUAAAACACUAAUUUCAAUGAUUUUGCCUAGACUGACUGGUGUCCGGAUUGAACUUGGGCAACGCCUGAUCUGAUCAUUACUUCAGUUUUAGGACUAUAAUAUCUCCGAAUCAAAACUAACAAUCUUUAAGCACCCAGCAGGAUUUUUAUUUUAGAUGGUUUUGUUUCAUCAAAUUAAAAAUUAAUUUUGACCAAAAGAGUAUCCGUCUUGAGAGUUUUUCCUUUCCUUUACUGUCUUGCCUGAAAUAUGGUUUAAGAUAAUUAAUGUUCAUGGAGUCGUAUAAUAGAUCAGCAAAAAAUUUACUGCUAUGCCUCAAAAGAUGUUUAGCUAUUUUUUGUCAAAUUGUACGUUAAGUUACAGCUGUUCAAAUUGCGAAGAGAAUGUACCCAACCAAUUUUUUAAAUACAGGUGUAAAACCAGUAAUAAA